AUGCCUGGGAGGACUCUGCCUACAUUCACCUCAGCAGAGGUCGAGUCGCACAACAGCGCUAAGUCCUGCUAUGUGACGAUAGGCUCGAAGGUGUACGAUAUUACUUCGUUUGUUGAGGACCACCCGGGAGGCGGAGACCUGAUUCUAGAGUAUGCUGGGAGAGACGUGACCGAGAUCCUACGCGAUCCAGUCUCCCAUAAUCACUCAGAUUCAGCCUACGAGAUCCUAGAGGAGAAUCUCGUCGGAUUCGUUGGGCCUGGAUCGUGCAGCAAAGCAGCAAACGGAGUACCACAGCCGGUGUACGCUGGUACGGGAAUGUCGACGGAAGAGGAUCUGUCCAUCGACACAGACUACAACAAGGAUUAUCAGACACACAAGUUCUUGGAUCUCAACAAACCUCUUCUUAUGCAACUAUGGAACAGCGGCUUCAGUAAGGACUUUUACCUGGAGCAGAUUCAUCGUCCUCGUCAUUAUAAGGGAGGCGAGUCUGCUCCGCUUUUCGGCAACUUCCUGGAGCCGUUGAGCAAGACCGCCUGGUAUGUCGUCCCGAUCAUUUGGCUGCCUCCUGUCGCCUACGGCACGGUCCUCGGGUUUUCUGGGCUGGCAAACCCCCUCGGUGCCACUGGUUAUUGGAUCUUUGGCUUCUUCCUAUGGAGCUUGAUCGAAUAUGUCAUGCAUAGGUUUUUGUUCCAUAUUGACAAAUACCUUCCCGAUAACCGAGUUGGAAUCACUCUGCAUUUUCUCCUCCACGGCAUUCACCACUAUCUGCCAAUGGACAAGUACCGACUGGUAAUGCCACCAACCCUAUUUGUUGUUCUAGCCACACCGUUUUGGAAACUUGCGCACUCGGUCUUUUACUAUAACUGGUAUGCCGCUGUGCUUGUGUACUGUGGCGGCGUUUUUGGGUAUAUUUGCUAUGACUUGACACAUUAUUUUCUUCACCACCGCAACCUGCCUUCAUACUACAAGCAGCUCAAGAAGUACCACCUUCAGCAUCACUUUGCCGACUACGACAACGGUUUCGGUGUCACUAGCCGCUUCUGGGAUUGGGUCUUUGGCACUGAGAUUGACCUUCCACCUCCCAAGGUUCUGAAGACUCAGUGA
Molecule: messenger RNA, 1104 nt
Organism: Aspergillus calidoustus
Lineage: Eukaryota; Fungi; Ascomycota; Eurotiomycetes; Eurotiales; Aspergillaceae
Source: the annotation of a GenBank genome assembly